AUGUUAUUUUUUAAUUUUCGAAUAUUUUUUCUAAUUUUUUCAGUUUUUUAUGUGACGCAUAAACUGGACAAGAGCCACGAUGAUUCUAUUGUCGACUUAAGUUCAGCUGCCGCAGCUUUAUUACCUGAAGAACAACAAAUUUUAGAAAAACAAAUUCCAGAAAAUAGCAAAAUAUCUCCAUUAAAUUCCCCUUCAAAAUCCCCUCCUCCCCCACCUCUUCCCCCUCAAUUACUUUCCCAAUCCUCCCUUUCAAUUAAUGAAGAUAAAAAAUCUGGGGAAGAACAACACCCAAUUAUUCAACAACAAAAUUUAAUUUAUCAAUAUUCUCCAAUAAAAUUAACUUUGGAUGAAGAAGAAGCUUUGAUUUUUCUAUUGGAAUUGAUGAUAAACAUUGUUCUCGAAAACCGCGAUCGUUUAGCACAAGUUUGGCCUUUAGUCCGUGAUCAUCUUCAAUGGCUACUUAGCCCUGAUUUUGCCCAAAACAAACAAAUAACUGAAAGAUCAAUUAUUGCAUUAAUUCGAAUUGCUAAUAGAAAUCUUUUCCGUCUUGGUCAUCCACAACAAAAUGUAAAAACUCCGCCACCACCCCCAACAUUACCUUCUGCACCCCGGACGGCGUUGACUAAAAGUGUGGUUAUUGUUGUGGAAGAUGAACAAACACAACAAGAGAAUGCUUCCCAAACAAUUCAACACAAAACCAAUUGCUGUGCCGAUGAUGUUCUUCAAUUUAUGGCCCGAAAAAUUUUAGAAUUAAGACCUUCUGAUUUACUUUUAUUUUCCCAACAAAUUUCAAAUGGUCUUCAACAAUUAUUAAGAGCAAAUGCAGCGAAUGUACAUAGCGCUGAACAUUGGGCAAUGUUUUUCUCUAUUUUGGAAGCUGUCGGGGCUGCUGCUUAUCAAGAUGAUGAUUUUGAUUUGGUGGAUGUAAAUUACUUCUAA
This is a messenger RNA of Meloidogyne enterolobii, 939 nucleotides long. Lineage: Eukaryota; Metazoa; Nematoda; Chromadorea; Rhabditida; Meloidogynidae. The record is from the annotation of a GenBank genome assembly.